Gadus chalcogrammus (walleye pollock) is the source of this 1945-nucleotide messenger RNA. RefSeq names its product beta-1,3-galactosyl-O-glycosyl-glycoprotein beta-1,6-N-acetylglucosaminyltransferase-like. NCBI's taxonomy places the organism in Eukaryota, Metazoa, Chordata, Actinopteri, Gadiformes, Gadidae. The coding region runs from base 205 to 1503 and encodes 432 amino acids. Gene Ontology annotation, molecular function: beta-1,3-galactosyl-O-glycosyl-glycoprotein beta-1,6-N-acetylglucosaminyltransferase activity. Gene Ontology annotation, cellular component: membrane. The record is from RefSeq and is a predicted model, not a curated record. The transcript is spliced from 5 exons.
CAGAUAUACAAGGAAAUUAUGGACUGAAACCAAUUGCGAGAACUGAAAUGAGGCAUGAUUGAUCAUUUGGCCAUAGGACAGAAACCACACACAAUCGACAUAAGAUAGAAAGAGGAAAGGGAUAUCGUUACUAGAUUCCUUGGUCUUCAUUGGCUGGACAUUUCUACAAACAUCCUGGAUAAUACGUGAACUCUCCUUGUGGAAAUGGCAUUGUUUACGAGGCUAGGGCAUGGGCGCCGCUUCACCAACGUCAUUCUUAGAGUCAUUGCUAUAGUGGCACUGCUGUGGACUGUGGUCUUUGUGAUCAGUCCUACAGAGAUUGAAUGGGUCCCCACCUUAAGCUGGAGCAACAGAUGGCUGGCUUACAAAGAGUAUGAAGGGAAUGUAGAGGAUGCAUGCAACUGCUCGUCCCUCUUGCAGGGCGAUAUCGAUUGCAUGGAGAACGCCAAGUUACUGAGCAUCUCCAAGGAUUUCCGAAAGAAGUUCCUUAGAAAAGAGGAUAAUUACAUUAAUGCCACCGUGAAUUGCAGAGACUUCCAGACAAGGAAGAAGUACACAAUGUUUCCUCUAAGCAAGGAAGAGGAGGAUUUCCCCUUGGCUUAUUCUAUUGUUGUCCACCAUAAGAUCCAGAACUUUGAACACCUGCUGCGAGCAAUAUACGCACCUCAAAACCUUUACUGUGUCCAUGUGGACAAGAAGGCUAGCUUGGCGUUCCUGGAAGCUGUCAUGAGCAUCACUUUCUGCUUCCCUAACGUCUUCAUGGUCAGCCGACCCGUGGACGUGGUCUAUGCCGGCUGGCCAAGAGUGCAAGCGGAUAUCAACUGCAUGGCUGACCUCUUCAAUGUCAGCACCAAAUGGAAGUAUUUCAUAAAUCUGUGUGGUCAGGACUUCCCCUUGAAAACCAACCUGGAGAUGGUGAGGAGCCUGAAAAUGCUGAAGGGUGCCAACAGCAUGGAGACGGAGAAAAUGCCGGGCGGGAAGCGUUGGAGGGUAGAGGCUGCUCACCACAUCGUGGACGGACAACUUAAGGCCACAGGAGAAAAAAAAGCGCCAACACCCUUCGACCUUCCCGUGAUGUCGGGUAACGCUUACAUACUGGCUAGCCGCGGCUAUGUCCAGAGUGUGCUGCAGGACCAGCGAGUGCAGCAGCUGAUCGAGUGGGCCAAGGACUCGUACAGCCCCGACGAGUUCCUCUGGGCCACCAUCCAACGCAUGCCCGGUGUUCCCGGUUCCUCACCGCCCGAUGCCAAGUACGACUUGACCGACAUGAAUGCCAGAGCACGAAUGGUCAAGUGGCAGUGGCAUGAGGGGCCGGUCUACCCUAUGUGUAGCGGACACCACGUUCGGUCCGUGUGCGUGUACGGCAUCGGGGACCUGCAGUGGCUUCUGGAACAGCAUCACUUUUUCGCAAAUAAGUUUGACCUAGCAGCUGACCCGAUAGCCAUUCACUGUCUGGAGUGGUACCUGAGGCACAAGGCACUGACAGACGUAGAUCAGUGGUAAAGUUAUAGAUGUAGUAGUAGUAGUAGUAGUAGUAGUGAGGUGCAUGAUGUAUGGUAGGAAAAUACGUUUGAUAAUACGCUUAUGGCAGAGUCCACAGACGAGUCACAUAUAUCGCUUUAUUUUUUGCUGGUUAUUUAUUGGGAUCCUUUCAUUGUAGCAUUAAGAUGCAAAAGUAAUGUAUGUGGAUUGCCUUAAGAUUAUUGGGUAGCUCUUAAAAAGAGAAAAUAUGUUUUUAUUGGUUGGUAGAUAUAUUUUGCACUUUCAAAUCUUGCCUUGUUUGAUCAUUGGAUUGGAGAUCAUGGGUACUUGUGGAUUAACAAGCAUCUACAGACCCAUCAUUCUAUGUAUUGUACUGAUAUAAACAUUUGUGUAAUUUUAUAUGGAAAUAAAAAAGGGCAUUUUCUAAUUGUGAUGCCCACCAGAUUGGCUACCUAUUCCUCAG